Molecule: messenger RNA, 1779 nt
Organism: Penicillium waksmanii
Lineage: Eukaryota; Fungi; Ascomycota; Eurotiomycetes; Eurotiales; Aspergillaceae
Exons: 2
Coding region: 1-1779 (592 amino acids)
Biological process (GO): transmembrane transport
Cellular component (GO): membrane
Molecular function (GO): ABC-type transporter activity; ATP binding
Source: RefSeq, a predicted model, not a curated record
AUGUUAGAUGGCAAUUCCCAGGUGCCCCUGGGGGUUUCCUACCCAGGGAACCAUUCGCAGUCGCAGUCUCAGUCACACCUGGACUCGGCUUUAAGUUUCCAACAUCAUCAACAGGCCUUCUGCAGCGAUGCUGAGGGCUGGGGUCCGUUGAGCCCACUGGGCUUCCACCUCACUCCGUGCUUUAUAGAUGCGAUCGUGGCCCUUGUCGCUAUUUGGGGCACACUGGGCGGUGCAGGAGCGCUCUAUCUCCUGCUGAAGAAGCGCAUUCCCCAACCAGUCUCGAAGAAUUGGCACUUCUAUGCCAAGCUGGCUGUCCUCGCCGCACUCCUCUUUGUCACGGCCCUUCAAGUAGCCGUGCAAGCCGAAACCCAGCCGAAGACCUUUUUUGCUGACUUCCGUUUCUGGUCCUCACUCCUCACGUUUGCCUCCUUGGGCGUCAUCUUUGCGGUACAAUAUUAUGAGCAUUGGCGGAGUCGCCAGCCCAACGGCGUGGUUCUCUUCUACUGGCUCUUCUUCAACAUCACCUAUGCGAUUAAGCUGCAUUCCCUCGUCGAUCGGAAGGAUUAUGUGGACCAGCUCCCAUAUUUUGUCUGCAUCAACAUAAGUCUAGGACUUGGGUUGCUAGAGUUUAUUCUGGAAUACUUCAUCGCCAAAAAGAAGAGUGCUUACGACGCUCUUGGCGACGAGGAUGAAUGCCCUUACAACUAUGCGGAUAUUUUCUCAGUCCUCACCUUCGGUUGGAUGACACCGCUGAUGAAGUUUGGAUAUGAAAAUUACCUUACCCAGGAUGACCUUUGGAACCUUCGUCGCCGAGACGCUACUCGUGCUACUCUCGAUAGCCUUAGCCAGGCAUGGGAGGAAGAACUCGACAAGAAGAAGCCGUCCCUGUGGAUCGCUCUCUUCAAGGCAUUCGGUGGUCCAUACAUCCGUGGUUCAAUUAUCAAAUCGGCUAGUGACAUGCUUGCCUUUGUUCAGCCGCAGCUUCUUCGUUAUCUGAUCGCUUUCAUUGAUUCAUAUCGACGACCGGAUCCGCAGCCGGUCAUACGAGGCGUUGCGAUCGCACUGGCAAUGUUCUUUGUGUCCGUCUGUCAGACCAGCUGUCUCCACCAGUACUUUCAACGUGCUUUCGAUACAGGCAUGCGUGUCAAGUCGUCUCUGACUGCUUUGAUCUAUUCGAAGGCCCUCCGUCUCUCCAGCGAAGGCCGUGCCACCAAGACUACUGGCGACAUCGUCAAUCACAUGGCUGUGGAUCAGCAGCGACUGGCUGACCUUACUCAGUUUGGUACACAGUUGUUAUCUGCCCCCUUUCAAAUUGUCCUCUGUAUGCUGUCGCUCUACCAGCUUGUCGGGCCAAGCAUGUUUGCUGGUGUCGGUGUUAUGAUUCUCAUGAUCCCACUGAACGGUGUCAUUGCUCGAAUGAUGAAGAAACUCCAGAUCAAGCAGAUGAAGAACAAGGAUUCGCGUACUCGCCUGAUGACUGAAAUCUUGAAUAACAUUAAGAGCAUAAAGCUCUAUGCUUGGAACACUGCAUUUAUGAACAAGCUCAGUCAUAUUCGAAAUGAUCUUGAACUGAACACACUCCGCAAGAUUGGUGCGACCCAGUCUAUUGCAAACUUUACUUGGCAGUCUACCCCCUUCCUCGUGUCCUGCUCGACCUUCACCGUCUUUGUCCUUACCAGUGACAAGCCCCUGACCACCGAGAUCGUCUUCCCUGCCCUGACUCUAUUCAACCUACUCACAUUCCCCUGUCGAUCUUACCAAUGGUCAUCACCUCUGUAA